Messenger RNA from Pelmatolapia mariae (spotted tilapia), 1047 nucleotides. RefSeq lists its product as uncharacterized. Gene Ontology annotation, biological process: positive regulation of DNA-templated transcription; autophagosome assembly. The transcript has 4 exons. The record is from RefSeq and is a predicted model, not a curated record. NCBI's taxonomy places the organism in Eukaryota, Metazoa, Chordata, Actinopteri, Cichliformes, Cichlidae. Gene Ontology annotation, cellular component: autophagosome; nucleus. Bases 128 to 625 code for a protein of 165 amino acids.
GCGGCGGGGGAGGAGCCUGUGUGUGAGAUAAACAACCUGUGGAUGAAAACAAGCACAGAGAGAACCGGAAGCUUCAGAGCAGCGAAAACAUCGACUUAUCGGAGCAGGUGCUAUCAGAAACGUCGGGAUGAUUGGAAAGAUUCUUGCUCAGCUUAUCGGGAAUGCCAGCGAGGACCUGGAGUCAGCAGGAGAAGAACACGAGAAGCUGCUGGAGUUCGAGGACGAGGGCUGGGUCAUCGUUAACCUGCCAGAGGACGGGCUUCUGUCGGGUCCAGACGCGGACCUCCUCGAGAACCUGCUGAUCGAACACCCGAGCAUGUCCGUCUACCAGAUGAGACGCGGGGUGGGUGGAGCCGAGGAGGAGGAGCCGGGCUCUGAUGAAGAGGAAACCUCAAGGCCUGUGGCGGUAAGGCGGCAUGUAUCCUGGCGUCUCGCCACCUGGGGGCUUCCUCUGCCGUACAACGUCCAGCUGCCGGCGGCGCAGCGUGCCAGGAGUCGCGCUGAAGGCAGGAAGCUGAGCCGCGGCGCCCUUCACAGGCAGAACCUCGCCAAGACACGCUUCUGCCCUGCAGAGCGGCGCUACGGACACUUCAAGCAGCCCUGCCAGCGUCUCUACAACUACUGACUCCAAUAUCGGCGCCGCUCAGGCUUCACCUCACCGUUACAUCACGUGACAUUCACCACUUCCUGUGCAGUAAACCCAUCAAACAGCUGAAAGAACCACACGUGUUUUUCAUUCUUCUGUAAACUUUAUUAUCAGCAGGGCGAGCGCGGCGCGGCAGAACAGUCACUGCUCAGAUUAAUGUUGAUGAUGUCAGAGCUUUGUGCUCUGUCGCCGCGUUUAAAUCUGUCAUUUUGGCGGCUUCGCUCUUCUUCUUCUGCGUGUUAAAGUGUGUGAUGAGUUGACCUCUUGACCUUUGCAGCGUUCCUGCUGCUUUUCUACUUUUUAUUUGACACAAAUGUGAGAUUUUAAUGUGUUUUUAUUUGUGUGUAUUUAUAAAAUGUUUAAAAAAAAAAAGCUAAAUAAAGUUUUUGAGAUUUUCUAAA